Messenger RNA from Stylophora pistillata, 1235 nucleotides. RefSeq lists its product as uncharacterized. The record is from RefSeq and is a predicted model, not a curated record. Gene Ontology annotation, molecular function: DNA-binding transcription factor activity; RNA polymerase II cis-regulatory region sequence-specific DNA binding. Lineage: Eukaryota; Metazoa; Cnidaria; Anthozoa; Scleractinia; Pocilloporidae. Gene Ontology annotation, biological process: regulation of transcription by RNA polymerase II.
CUAGCUGCGUUGCCUGUGCUGUCUUCAUGCUGACUUGUUGCUUAGAAUUUUUACAUCUUUCUCAGCUUGAACAAUUUUAGAGUCCAGUCCAGUGUGAGAUCUUUUCCGGAGCGCACCGUGAGGAAACUGGAUCUAGCCACCAAAAUUAAACGUUGCGUGUGAUGUCUACAUGCUGACUUGUUGGUUAGAAUUUUUACAUCAUUCUCAGACAAGAUCAGUAAAAAGGCUGAAGGCGAGACAUUUAAAUGCCUCCAUAGAAACAAAGGUUUUAAUAGAGCACCUAAACUUCACAAACAUAUGAAAGCUCAUUCGGAUGAAAGGACAAUGAAAAGCAAGGCUUGCAAAGAGUGUUUUAGCCAAGCAGGAAUCCUUUCCAAUCAUCACAAGAUGCAUGCGAGAGAAAAGCGUUUUAAGUGCAUGGUUUGUUUUAAGCACUUUGGCAAUGCAGGACACCUUCAAAAACAUCACAGGGUACAUACUGGAGAAAAGCCUUUUAAGUGCAAGAUUUGUGACAAGGGCUUCAGCGAAGCAGGACACCUUCGAGAACAUCACAGGGUACAUACGGGAGAAAAGCCUUUUAAGUGUAGGAUUUGUGACAAGAGCUUUAGCCAAGGAGGAACUCUUCGACAACAUCACAGGGUACAUACUGGAGAAAAGCCUUUUAAGUGCAAGAUUUGUGACAAGGGCUUUAGCCGCGCAGGAAACCUUCGACAACAUCACAGGGUACAUACCGCAGAAAGGCCUUUGAAAUGCAAGAUUUGUAACAAGUGCUUCGGCCGAGCUGGAACCCUUCGCCGUCACGGCAGGGUACAUACUGGAGAGAAGCCCUUUAAAUGCAAGGAUUGUAACAAGUCCUUUGGCCGAGCUGAAACCCUUCCCCUUCAUAACAAAGUGAAUCUGGGUGGAGAGUUUAGCUGCUGGAUUUGUCAGAAGUUAUUUCGCACUGAAGAAUCCCUGCAAAAGCAUUACGAUGAUCACAUGGAAAAAGCACUUCGUAAAGUAACUUAAGUUAAGCAGCGAAUUCUGUUUUAGAGACAAUGUUUGGUAUUCUCCUUCUAAAUAGGAGGCUCUAAACUGUUACAUUCAAUUCUUUUACGUCUUUUCUUUACAAUAACAUUUUCUAACAUUAGCUUUGCAGUUUGGAUCGGAGAACUUGGCUACUGGCAGUAAGCUCAAUGAUUUGUCUCUUCUCUCAGUUAGAGCACUCUGUUUCACAAGUCUGAAUGAAGCUGACU